AUGAGUAGGAAAAUUCUAGAGAAGCUUUGCCAAGAAAUACGAGAAUCAGAAUGCUUCGCUUUGAUUGUGGAUGGUACACAGGAUAUCUCUGGUACAGACCAACACUCUAUCUGCAUACGAUUUACUGAUGAGCAUCUACAAGCGCGAGAAGAAUUUUUAGGGUUCUACGAAGUAAAAGAGACGACUGGCCAAGAGAUUGUCGAUGUCAUUUUAAAAAUUUUAAAAAAACUUGAACUUCCGACAGAUAGUUUACGUUGGCAAACGUAUGAUGGUGCAGCAAAUAUGUCCGGCAUUUAUAAAGCCGUUCAAGCAAUUAUAAAAGAGUCGCAGCCUCUCUCUGAUUACGUCCACUCCACUGCGCAUGCCUCUAAUUUAGCUGCACAGACAGUAGCCAGUAGCAGUCCCUUAUCGUCAUCGGCGUUAGAUGCAGUUAAUGAAUUGGGAAAUUUGGUCUCGAGAAGUGGCAAGUUAAAAACUAUUAUGAAAGAUAUUACAUCUUCUUCAAGUGAUCCACAACUUAAAUUAAUUAAACCGUUAUGUCCGACACGUUGGCUGGCGAGAGUAAAUCCAGCCUGCGCUACACUAUCACAGCUUCAAGUUGUUCUUGAUUCUCUCGAAGCAAUAAAAAAAGACAAUGUGACGGCAGCAGGAUUAAUUGAAAAAUUAACAAAAGGAAACACUGUACUUGGAUUAUUGAUGUCUAUUGAUAUUUUUUCACAAUUGGAAAUUUUAAAUAAGACGUUGCAGGGCAAGUAUGAGACCGUUUCAGGGGCACUCAAAGCUACAGAGUUAGUUAUUAAGGGCUUGGAAGAAAAACGCACAGAUACAUCAUUCCAAAAAAUUUUCUCAGAUGCGGAUAAAUUGAUCGAGGAUUUGAAUUUAGAACCCAUAUCACAGCCUAGACAACGCUGCCCACCUAAACGACUGACAGGAAAUGCAGAAAAUUAUUUUGAUUCGUCACCUGUUGAGUAUUAUAAAAGGCAGUAUUUUUCUAUGAUUGACACUACGACGACAUAA
Anoplophora glabripennis (Asian longhorned beetle) is the source of this 1017-nucleotide messenger RNA. RefSeq names its product 52 kDa repressor of the inhibitor of the protein kinase-like. The coding region runs from base 1 to 1017 and encodes 338 amino acids. The transcript has a single exon. The record is from RefSeq and is a predicted model, not a curated record. NCBI's taxonomy places the organism in Eukaryota, Metazoa, Arthropoda, Insecta, Coleoptera, Cerambycidae.